Penicillium alfredii is the source of this 969-nucleotide messenger RNA. RefSeq lists its product as uncharacterized. The record is from RefSeq and is a predicted model, not a curated record. The transcript has 2 exons. Bases 1 to 969 code for a protein of 322 amino acids. NCBI's taxonomy places the organism in Eukaryota, Fungi, Ascomycota, Eurotiomycetes, Eurotiales, Aspergillaceae.
AUGUCUUGUUAUUCGCUCAAGGAUACCAUCAACCGUUUCUUUUCUGGCUGCACUGUCACGCAGGAAGAAUGUGACCGAACUGCCGCUGAGAUUACCGGUCAAGCUGUGGAGCCAGUUCGACUUCAAGGGGCAUUCAGCUACACUGUAGUAGCUGGGAAGCUCCUUGUACAAUUUCGUGUUCCCGAGUCUCUCUUGGAUACAAAAACACUGGGUCUCGCCCGGAAGAUCUAUGGCGACGUGGUGCCCGCCUGCUUCAAUAAAGGUGUUGUAGGCCCAUCCCCUUCACUCACUGUCUAUGUCAUGGACAAGAUCCCCGGAAUAACCUACAUCGAAGUCCCUUUGGCAACCCUUCAAUGUAUUCCGUGGCAAGAAAAAACGGUGUCGGAUUAUGCAAGAUUUUUUGCCAAUUCGUGGGUCAAUAGACUUGCGAAGCCUCCUAAUUCCUCCGAGCACUCUCUAGCGGACCUUCAAGACAAGCUUGACGUCCUUUCACGCCAGCUCCCUUCACGUUUCACCGGCGUCAUCUCGAAGAUUUGCGAAGAACUUCCAACAAUCUUCGUUCCCACAUAUCCGUUGGUUCUCACUCAUGCUGACCUCUGUGAGAUGAAUAUCAUCGUCGAUCCCAAAGCAGGCGGUAUCACGGGGGUCGUUGAUUGGGCUGAAGCAAAAGUUCUUCCCUUUGGGAUGUCUCUAUGGGGGCUUCAGAGCAUGCUUGGUAUUAUGAACUCUAAGGGUUGGAAUUACUAUAAAAAUUCUGACAGAUUGGAGAGCCUUUUUUGGGAUACAUUCAACGAAAUUGCGGGAAUGAUUUCCAAUGAUGAAAAACAUGCCAUGAAAACUGCGGAACGGGCUGGAUUGGUUCUCCGUUAUGGAUAUACAUGGGAAGAUGGAAUUUUUGAAAGACCUGUGACUGAGCAAGAUUCUUCGAUUAGAUAUUUGGACGCAUUUCUACAUCGCUUGGAUGACUGA